AUGUUAUUUUCAUAUGAUCGUGUAAAAAUUAUUAUUUGUAUAAUUUUUUGUAUAAGUUUAAGCUUUGGAAUUAUAUGUGCAUUUUAUAAAUCAAAAUUUUCAUAUGAUGAGGCAUCUAGAACAAUAUAUUCAUUACAUUUUGCUACCGGAAUCAACCUAUGGGUUAGAAUAAUUUUUAAUAUUAUUAUGAUAAUUAUAGUUUUGACAAGUCUUAUAUUUAAUAUACUUGAUGCUCACCAUUUAAUUAAUGCAAAAGUUUUUGAUAAUUCUAAAAAAAAAAAAACAUAUUGGUUUCCUUUGUAUGCUGGUUUUUUAUUUAUAACAUCAACAUUAAUUGAAGCAUGUUUUACAAUGAGAUAUAUAUCAAAUAUUAUUAAUAAUUCAAAAUUAUGUAUUAUAUCAUUUAAUCUUCUUUAUAUAAUUGGAGAUGUCACAAUUUUUGGUGAUUUUUACUUUUUUUUACUUUUUAGCACAGAUAUAAGACGUGAAAUUAAAAUUUACUUUAUGAAAAUAUAUCCAAGGAAAAAAAACAACACAGCAAUAAUUUCAACUAAUUAA
Molecule: messenger RNA, 558 nt
Organism: Strongyloides ratti
Lineage: Eukaryota; Metazoa; Nematoda; Chromadorea; Rhabditida; Strongyloididae
Exons: 1
Coding region: 1-558 (185 amino acids)
Source: RefSeq, a predicted model, not a curated record